Papaver somniferum (opium poppy) is the source of this 2040-nucleotide messenger RNA. RefSeq lists its product as uncharacterized. The coding region runs from base 1 to 2040 and encodes 679 amino acids. NCBI's taxonomy places the organism in Eukaryota, Viridiplantae, Streptophyta, Magnoliopsida, Ranunculales, Papaveraceae. The record is from RefSeq and is a predicted model, not a curated record. Gene Ontology annotation, molecular function: catalytic activity. The transcript is spliced from 2 exons.
AUGCGGGUUUUAUUUUGGAACAUCAAUGGAGUUGCACGUGAUGUAGCUCAAGAUAAACUUAAGGAGUUAAUUAGAGAUUUUAAGCCAGAUCUUUUUUGCCUAACUGAACCUAAAGUGCACUGCUCUGCAGCGUUUGGUAAUGGUAUUCUAAGGGAAGGUUUUUCUCCUCAUGUUAUUCAUAAUGUUUCUUCUUCUAGUGUGGCUAAUCUUUGGGUUUGUUAUUCGAAUACAAUAAGUCCUUCAAUAGUUAAUGUCAUCAAACAGGCCAUUACGAUUGAGGUUGAUGGGGUUCAUGUUUCUUUUAUUCAUGCUAGAUAUAUUCAAGUUACCAGGAGAAGACUUUGGCAGCAACUUAAUAUUCAUGAUGACGCUAUUCCUUGGCUAGUCAUUGGUGAUUUUAAUUGUAUCCUUCGUCUAGAUGAGAAAAAGGGUGGUCUUGAGCCAAGAACUUCUACUAUUAAUGAGUUUUCAGAUUGGUUGUAUGACAACAAUCUUUUUGAAGCUGAUACUUUGGGUACUAAAUUCACUUGGACUAAUAGACAAUCGGGUAUGGAGAGAAUUAUAAGUAAACUUGAUCGUGUUGUUAUUAAUGCGGCUUGGCUUGCAAAGUUUGAGAAUUGGCGGUAUAAAUCUCUUCUUAGGGAAGUUUCCGACCAUUCUAAACUUUUGGGUUUUCCUUUUGCUGUUCCAAGACCCAAAAGAGCACCUUUUCGUGUUCAAAAGAUGUGGUUCUUGCACACUGAUUUCCUUCGCAUGGUUAGCGAGAGUUGGAAUAUGCCAGUUACCGGGUUUCUUGAUUUUAUUUUCACAUAUAAAUUAAAGAGGCUCAAAGGGGUGAUCAAGGAGUGGAAUCUUUGGGUUUUUGGUAAUGUGCAUUCUCGGUUAAAACAAGAUCAGUUGAGGUUUGAGGCAGCUGCUCUUUGUUCGGAUGAAGACCCUAAUGAUACUACGAAGUUAAACCUCAUGAAAGAUGUUAUGGCUAAGCUUAGUGAAACGUGUAUGCAACUAAACACUAUGCUUAAACAAAAAUCAAGAAAUCAGUGGCUUGUGGAGGGUUCAAGCAACACUAAUUUCUUUCAUAAUAGCAUUCGAAUUCGUAGAAGUUUUAACACCAUUUCUGAGCUUGUUGACAGUGCCAGCAAUACCAUUUCUGAUUAUGACCAUCUUAGAGACCAUGUUGUGCACUAUUAUGAGGACAAGUUCAAUGGGCCAGAGUUGGAGGGUGAUGCUAGUUUAUUCGAUUAUGAUCACAUUAGCAUCUCGGAGGAGGAGAGUUUAGCCAUGGACAGAAUUCCGUCUCCUGAGGAAAUUAAACAAGCAGUUUUUGAUUUAGGGGCUGACAGUGCUCCAGGUCCGGAUGGUUUUUCUGGAUGCUUCUAUAGACACUGCUGGGAUAUUAUUCAAGAAGACUUGAUUAAGGAUAUUAUUUUUUAUUGGAAUAAUGGUCAUAUUCCAAAUGGAGUGAACUCAAGCCUAAUCGUUUUGCUUCCCAAGGUAAGAGGUGCAAACACUCUUCGUAAUUUUUGUCCUAUUGGUAUUAGUAAUUUUUUCUUCAAAACUUUUACUAAGAUCUUGGCUUCUAGACUAGGAAGUGUUUUGCAUAAUCUUGUUUCUGAGGAACAGGUGGCUUUUAUGAAAAGGCGUAACAUCCAUGAAAACAUUAGUCUUGCUUCGGAAAUGGUUAAUGAGCUUCAUAUCAAACGCAAAGAUGGUAAUAUUGGCCUUAAGCUUGACAUCACCCAAGCUUUGACACGGUUAGUUGGUCCUUUGUGUUGGAAGUUUUUCGUAGGCAAUUUACGGAGCAUUAAUAAUCUGGUGGAUUUGCUGGGUAAAUAUCAGCGUGCUUCUGGUCAAACAGUUUGUCGCCAAAAGAGUAAGAUUUAUUAUGGUGGUGGUUCCCUGAGUAGAAGGACUUAUCUUGCUGAUUAUUUGGGGAUGAGUGUUGCUACUUUUCCGGACGGUUACUUGGGAGUCCAAAUCAUGCCUGGUACUAUUAUAUAUCGUCAUAUCUCCGAUGUGGUUGAGAAGAUUAAGACCUAA